This is a messenger RNA of Metarhizium brunneum ARSEF 3297, 423 nucleotides long. Lineage: Eukaryota; Fungi; Ascomycota; Sordariomycetes; Hypocreales; Clavicipitaceae. The record is from RefSeq and is a predicted model, not a curated record.
AUGGACGACUCCGAACUCGAGCAGAUCAGAAGGGCUCGCCUCGAGCAGCUCAAGGCGCAGUCCGGCGCAGGCAGCGGUGGCCCAUCAUCCAACAACGGCGGCCAGGACCAAGAACGCCAAAAACAGCACGUCUCCCACAUCCCACAUCAAGAUGAUGCUCGCCAGCACAUAUUGAAUCAGAUUCUGCACCCCGAGGCCGCCGACCGCCUGGGCCGCAUCAGGCUCGUGAAGGAGCAGCGUGCGACGGAUAUCGAGAACAGAUUGAUCACGCUGGCGCAGACGGGCCAGCUGAGGCAGAAGGUCACGGAGACGCAGCUGAAGGAGCUGCUGAAUGCGAUGGCGGACAACAAGGAGGAGGAGAAAAUUGUGGUGAGCAGACGGAAGGGCUGGGACGACGACGACGACGACCUGUUGGACUUGUGA